Messenger RNA from Priapulus caudatus, 1676 nucleotides. RefSeq names its product glycoprotein-N-acetylgalactosamine 3-beta-galactosyltransferase 1-like. NCBI's taxonomy places the organism in Eukaryota, Metazoa, Priapulida, Priapulimorpha, Priapulimorphida, Priapulidae. Gene Ontology annotation, cellular component: membrane. The record is from RefSeq and is a predicted model, not a curated record. The transcript is spliced from 2 exons. Bases 326 to 1324 code for a protein of 332 amino acids. Gene Ontology annotation, molecular function: N-acetylgalactosaminide beta-1,3-galactosyltransferase activity.
GAGCGUACGUGAACGUCAUGAGGAAGUAACUUCUAUUUUUAGCUCGUUUUUUUAUGAUUACCAUGAUAGAGUUUGUCGAUACGGUGGCGUGAAUCUAUUCGUAUUUUCUUAAAUUACUUUGGCAUCGUCAUUCCUCAACUUCGAUUAGUGUGGAAAACUUUGCAAAACGUAGUACUUGCAGUUGCACCUACCUACAAACACCGACAACACCAGACCAGACGCCGGAUCGUGUGUGAUGUUUGCGGUUAAGUUGCAGCGUUCGCUCUACGUUCCGUGAACGGCUGAAAGGAACAACGACGGAAGAACAACGCGCCACGACGCGGCGAUGCACCUUCCCCGUGUCCCCUUCUCCCACGUUCUCGCCUUCGCUGCAGGAACUCUCCUGGGAUUCGCGAUCGUGUUCCACGCCGGCACUUCCAAGCGUGCGUCCGGAACGACGAGAUCCGACGGCGUUCCCUCGGGAACGAACAAUGCUGGAACAAGGACGAUGAACAACGACCGAACGAACAACGGCGGAACAACGACGACGAACAUCAACGAAACGAACGGCGAACCGCGGAUCUUCUGCCUCGUGCUGACGAGCCCGGAGAACGUGCGCGCGCGGGCCGUUCACGCUCGCGACACGUGGACGCGCCGCUGUGACGGCCGAGCCUUCUACAGCUCCUCCCCCGACCCUUCCCUCCCCGCCGUCCCCCUCCCCGUCGCCGACGGCUGGGAGAACCUCUGGGCGAAGACGAACGCCGCGUUCCGCGAUGCGCACCGUCGCCGCGGCGGCGCCGCCGACUGGUUCCUCAAGACGGACGACGACACGUACGUCGUCGUCGACAACCUCCGGCGUCUGCUGCGCGGUCGCCGCGGCGACGAAUACGUCGGGCGUCACUUUGCGGCGGCGGGGGACGUCGAGCAGGGGUACAUGAGCGGCGGCGCCGGCUACGCGCUGAGCGCGGGGGCGCUGGGGAGGUUUGCGCGCGAGGGCGCCGCCGCGUGUCUCCGCGCGGACACCCCGGCGAACGAGGACGUCGAGAUGGGGCGCUGCAUGGAGCGACUAGGCGUCGCGGCGGCGGACUCCCGCGACGAGCGCGCGCGCGAGACCUUCUUCCCGUUCGCGCCGGAAUUCCACGUGGCGUCGCGUCGCGCGGCGUCCCGCCACCCGGAGUUCUGGUUCUGGAACAACCGGACGUACUACCCGCUCGUCGAGGGAGCGGAGGGCAUGAGCGAGGCGGCGGUGUCGUUCCACUACGUGAAGCCGAACAGGAUGUAUCUGCUCGACUAUCUCAUCUACAAGCUGCAGGUUCACGGGCUGAGCAGAGACGACGCGACGUGACGAAGAGAUCUAGAGACGGAGAAAUGUGAGAGAGAUGAUCAAAUGGAUCAAAUGUGAAGGCUAGAGGAAAUGCAUGCCCAACUCUGUAGCUGAAAGGAAAAAGCUCGUCAGAGACGACGCGAAUGGAGUGAGCAGAGACGACGCGAGAUGACGGAGAGAGAGAGACGAGGAAAUGAGAUGGAGAUAGACGAGAGUAAGGGCAUGCUUAGCUCUGUAGCAUAAGCUUGUCGAUCUGGAUAAGGAUCCGUGUCCUGUAGAAACAGUGAAAGCCUCUGCUUCAAUUGACUACGUCACGAAUUUUCUAUGGUGUAUAUUUGUAAAAAUUUUGUUGCCAUUUUUUUACAUUAAAAGU